This is a messenger RNA of Arachis stenosperma, 497 nucleotides long. Its product is annotated as probable serine/threonine protein kinase IREH1. Lineage: Eukaryota; Viridiplantae; Streptophyta; Magnoliopsida; Fabales; Fabaceae. Gene Ontology annotation, molecular function: ATP binding; protein serine/threonine kinase activity. The coding region runs from base 19 to 282 and encodes 87 amino acids. Gene Ontology annotation, biological process: peptidyl-serine phosphorylation; intracellular signal transduction. The transcript has 5 exons. The record is from RefSeq and is a predicted model, not a curated record.
GGGAGAGACGGAGAGAGAAUGAGAGUGGCGGAGGCCGGAGAGACGGUGCUUGUUGGUCUUCCACCUUUUAAUGCAGAGCAUCCUCAGACUAUAUUUGAUAAUAUUCUUAAUCGUAAGAUACCUUGGCCUGCAGUUCCUGAAGAAAUGAGUCCUGAAGCUCAAGAUCUUAUUGAUCGAUUAUUGACUGAAGAUCCUAACCAAAGACUUGGAGCUAGAGGUGCAUCAGAGGUGAAAGAACAUGUUUUCUUUAAGGAUAUAAAUUGGGACACACUUGCUAGAUAGAAGGAUAACAAUGAAGAUUAAGUUGACUAUUAUUGUGGUUUAUUGGCUAAGAUAGAGUGCUAUUUAGAAUCUUUACAUGUAUGGUUGACUAAUGAUUUUUAUUAGAAGAUACUUUUAUUGGCUAAGUGAUAUUAUGGUUUUGAUAUGGCUAUGCUUACUUUAGUUUGAGAUGUAUAAAUUUUUACAGUUAACUUCAUUCUUGUACUUUUGGAUCA